AUGGAACAUGGAGUGAAAAAAACAUUCAACUUUAAAUAUGAUCGCUAUGGAAUUGAUAUUAAUCAUCAGCUAACAAUACCAUUGGCAUCUUGUGUUACUGUAUCAGAAUUGGCUUAUUACAUUUUCUAUAAAUAUGAUAUUCCACCCAAUUUAGAGGAUAUUUUAUUGAAACAAUUGCGACAAUGGGUGAAGGAAGAGGAAAAAUUUGAACUAAAUGGAUUCAUUGAAGCUCAAGAGAGAUACAUCAAAGAUGAAAAUAUUCAAGAACGAAGUGAACAUUUACUCAAUUUUGAUAAAUUACUAUUGAACAAAAGUAAAUCAUCAAAGGUGUUGAAUAAAUCAUCUUCGGAUGAGGAUUGCCAGUUUUACGAGAAAUAUCAUCGUCUAAUUCAUUCUGGAUUCUUAACUGAACCAAUAAUCUUCCUUGAUCAUUCCUAUCGAGUCGCCGUUCAGGAUUUGGUCUCUCGUAAAAUUGAUGAAUUAAGUUCUGUCUGUGAGGAACAAGCUGAUGAAACGGAUAAACUACUCAAGCAAAUGGAUCAAUUGGGAACUACAGAUGAGGAUGUUAAUCGACUCUCGUUACGAUAUUUCAAUAAGGUAGAAGCUCUAAAAACCCGAUGGGAUCAAACAAUUUAUGAUCUACAAUCAGCUCAAAAGAAAGAGUUUCAUGAUUGGAUUUGUAAAAUUUACGAAGAUUUUGUCAGUCAACAAGCUCGAGAAAAUUUGGUUGAUGAAAUAAAUGAACGAAAUAAAUCAUCUCUAAUCAAUGGCGAAUGGUCAGACAUCGAAGAGGUUGGAUUAGCAGAUAUGGAAGAAAGUUUCACAAUCAAUUUAAGUUCUCAACUAAAAUCUUCUCAUAAUUUACGAUUAAGGUCAAUGCCGAUUCUAGAUCUAUGUGAUUCAAGUUCCAGCUUAGUUUUAAAGCCGAAUCCAUUGCGAAUUCAAACUGCGAUGUCACUUUAUUCCAAUUCUCUCUCUGGGCUCAUUUUACUUGUCGAUAAUAGAAUCAAUUGUUACACUGGAAUCAAAAAAGAAUUUAGUGAAAAAUGUUUACAAUCAACGGAUUUUCAUUUUCCAAACAUAGAAGAACAAUUAAGCUCAAUUAAAUUGAAGGCCAGUAAAUUUGAUGCGAAUAAAAAAUCCAUCGAAAUGUCACCAAUCAAACCAGGAGAUUUUUAUAUGACUCGACAUUCAAAUUUAUCUCAAGUACAUGUUGUCUUUCAUUUGGUUAUUGAUGAAUCAAUUUAUUCUAAUGAUGUUAGUUCCCGGCAUUCAGUUAUAUUAGGACUUCGUAAUAUCUUAAAGGUUGCACAUUGGAAUGAUAUUAAUACCAUAUCAUUACCUCUUCUACUGAUUCAUGAACUUUCCGAUGAUAUAACAUUGAAUUGGUGCUUAAAACGAGCUGAACUAGUUCUCAAAUGUAUCAAAGGAUUUAUGAUUGAAAUGGCCUCUUUUUCACCGACCAGCUAUGAAAAUAAGACAAUUCAAUUUAUCGUUCCAAGGGGAGUAUCUGCUGAACUUUUCAAUAAUUUAGCCUCAAUGUUAUCAAGUAUUUUCCGAAUUUCAAAUCCACUGGUGCUAAAAUCUAAAGAUUCAAACAAUCAAAGCAACUCAACAAAAUGAACCCGCUCAAAUUCAAUCUUGAUUCUCAAAUAUAUUGAGUAAUUUCAACUUCUUCUUGUAUUUUGAAUCAUUUAACUGAACAUAAAUAUAUUAAAAACAAAUUCAAUCAAAACCGUUGUGUUCAAAAUCAAUGUUCGUGAACCAAUUUCAACUCAAAAUUUUCUAGAGGAAAAAAAAGGAAACGUAACCAAUUUUGAACAAGCUAAUAAAUGUGUUAAUUUUUGUCCAA
Panonychus citri (citrus red mite) is the source of this 1852-nucleotide messenger RNA. RefSeq names its product protein C12orf4 homolog. Gene Ontology annotation, cellular component: cytoplasm. The record is from RefSeq and is a predicted model, not a curated record. NCBI's taxonomy places the organism in Eukaryota, Metazoa, Arthropoda, Arachnida, Trombidiformes, Tetranychidae.